UAUGUGAAUUGGCUCAAGAACUGUGAUUUUAGACCCAAAAUAUCUCUCUCACUUUCUCAACGUCUCUCUUGCUCUAUCGUAUCUCCAGUAAACAGCAAGAAUAAUGCAGAGCCCUUCUUCUUCUUCUCCAUCUCUGCUCUUUUCCCCCAAUUCUCUCACUGUCUCACCGUCUCUCUACACCUCUCUGCGCUUCGCAAUACCCUUCAAAAAUCGAAGCCCUGCUUCUAUUCACACCUCUUCAUUCCCAGCUCGAUUAUCUCUCACUUUUUCCCGCGUUCACCACCGCUCUAUUCCUUCACUACACUGCAAUGCUGUACAAGAGAUUGUGGAAACCAGUGUUGUGCCUGAGCCGGGAUUUGUAGAGACUGGAUAUAUAUGCAGUGUUCAUGGGCUUCAAGGUGAGGUUAGGGUAAAGACUGCCACGGAUUUUCCUGAACUGCGAUUUUGUAAGGUAGACAGAAUUAAACAGCCAGGAAGACGGUGGCUGAGGCAACAAAUUUUAGGGAGGCAGAUGAUUCAAGAAAUUGAACUGGUUGAGGGUAGGGGGCAUCCUGGGCAGAAGAGUUGGAUAGUUAAAUUUAAUGAAAUCAACACAGUAGAACAGGCACAAAAACUGGUUGGAUCAACCAUCCUUGUAGCUGAAGAUGAUAGACCAAUUUUGCAUGAAGGUGAAUUUUAUACCCGUGAUCUUGUUGGUAUGAGAGUUAUUCUUAAGGAAACUGGAGAGCCAGUGGGAACUGUUAUUAAUGUUUUCAAUACUGGAGCAAGUGAUCUUCUUCAUGUCGAACUUGAUUCAUCUUUUCAUCCACCUGGUCAACCUGGAAAGCCAAAGAGGGAAGCAGGUGCUUCUGGUCCCCUUGUUUGGGUUCCAUUUGUUGAAGAAAUUGUUCCGAAUGUUGACUUAAGUAGAAAGGAAAUGUUGAUCACGCCUCCAAAGGGACUCCUAGAGUUAAAUAUCCGCACUGAUGAAAGAUCUAAGAAAGAAAGGCGCCAGCUUGAAUGGAAAGAAAGAAAAAAGUUUCAAAGAUGCCUUAUACAAGCCAAGAAGAAACUGCAUGAAAUGGAGCAGCAUCAUGUGUUUCAUGGGUUCAGAUAUGGAGAAAAAAGCCAAACAAGUAUACUUGCAAAUGAGAUAGUCACUGUAAAUUCUAAAUUGCUUGAUCGUGUAUUGAAGAAUAUGGAGAUUCCAUCAAGGAGGUGGAGCUUUCCAGACUUCAUAAGAACUACUAAAGUAAAACAUACUCUAAAAGUGUCGGAAGAAUUCUAUCGUAAUGGAAAAGGGGAGCAUUCUGAGAGAGGUCAGCAUCUCGUGUCAUGUGGGAAGGUUGCUGUUGUUUUGUCUUGGGAAGGAAAGCGGGAGCUGGAGAUGUCUACGCCUCAAAUCAACUUGAACAAUGAUAUGGAAGAAACAUAUCAACUUCUAAAAGCAUUGCUAGAUGAUGACAAUAGAUUGCUCAAGGCAGAAGAUCGGUCAUCUGUACCUUUGGUAUUGAUCUGCCCCGCUCAUUCUGUUGAUUCUCUAAAAGAGCUGUUUAUGAAUCAUGACUUCUUCUCUUUCGACUCGGAGAAGGUCUGGUUCUUGGAAGAAGAUAUGCUUCCGGUUGUUAGUAGUUCACAGGAAGAAGAAAACAAACACAAGAUCUUGAUGAAAUCGCCGUGGGAGAUUCUCCAAAGACCAGUUGGAUCUGGAGGCAUUGUUGGCAUACUUUCAUCCCACAACCUAUUAGAAAAUCUACACGAGAUGAAUGUGGAGUACAUUCAGAUUUGUUCUGUUAAUCAAGGAUACACAAACCAGCAAAUGCUGCUUGGUUUCACUGAUUCAUGCGAAGCAAACGUUGGGAUACAAUUCAAGGACGUGAACAACGUCGAGGAUGAUUUGAACAUGGUGUUUUCCAUCAACUUCAUGAAGAAGUUGGCGAAUCAGACAGACAAACUUCAUUUUCAUGCCAUCGUGAAGCCAAAUCAACAUUCCGAGUUGGUGAACAAAGAGUGGGUUGACGUUAUCCCCUCGUCGCCUAACUCGUAUGAGGUUCAUUGUUCACUUGACAGUUGCUUGAAUGCUUGUAGUCCUGGUAAGGUUUGUCUGUUAGAGGUUGCAGAGUAGUAUAUAUGAUGUAAGUGCAUGACUUGGUCUUCUUGUAAUACUAGUUUCUAUACGCAUUACGUGUGUAGAAUAGUGCCCAACGUUAUGUAAUGAAAAACGUAUAAAGAAAAUGUUUGCUGUGUAAUUUAUUAUGGUAUUUAAUUUAUACAACUUAACAAACA
Messenger RNA from Ipomoea triloba (trilobed morning glory), 2265 nucleotides. RefSeq lists its product as uncharacterized. Bases 104 to 2104 code for a protein of 666 amino acids. Gene Ontology annotation, molecular function: ribosome binding; UDP-N-acetylglucosamine diphosphorylase activity. Gene Ontology annotation, biological process: rRNA processing; UDP-N-acetylglucosamine biosynthetic process. Gene Ontology annotation, cellular component: ribosome. NCBI's taxonomy places the organism in Eukaryota, Viridiplantae, Streptophyta, Magnoliopsida, Solanales, Convolvulaceae. The record is from RefSeq and is a predicted model, not a curated record. The transcript is spliced from 10 exons.